AACGGCGGGGAUUUUUCUUGUAAUUAAUCGAGUAUCAAACUAUCAAAUAUCAAUUCAAUAUUGAAUAUUCAUUAAAACAAAAGUUCUGAGGGUAAUUUUAAAGACAUAAUAAAAUUUAAAUUAUUUAAUUAAAUAUUAUAUUCUUUGAAUAAACCUAAUCAAUGUAAUGUUAAAAGCUCCUUUGGUGGAAGGUUAAAACUUUACUGACAUUUAAUUGUAAUCAUUCCUCAUUAAAUGUAUUUUGUUUUGUGGGAAUACAAGUUCUGUGUUAUAUGUUAAAGUAAUAGUCAAAGUUCCAUGUUUAUAAAACUCGGGUAAUAACGUUUACUACAUUAAAAUAAAACCGAUAAUUUGUGAAGAACUGUAAAAUGUUGUUUAAAGGGUGUAGUACUUCAAACGAAGAUAAAAAUAAGUUGAACUUCGAUAUCAUAGAUGUUGAAAGACAAACUCUAGAAUAUGCCGACAGCUCAAAACGGUUUUACGAAGUAUCGAGAGACUUUUCUAAACAAUAUGCUCAUAUCUAUUCGGCUCGACUAAAUACUUUUAGAAACAUAUUGAGUCCUUUAGCAAGCAAGAAGUGGUCUAAAAAGUGCAAACUUGUUAAGUUAUGUGAUUUGCGUGAGAAGGGAGAGCAGUGUAUCAUAAUAGGUACUUUAUUUAAGUUACAGGAGCUUAAGCCCAGUAUUUUAAAGGAACUUUCAGAUCAACUAGAAGUUUUACCCCAACCAGUAAGGACUCAUUUUGUUCAUGAAACAGACACUGUAGUAUUGGAAGAUGAGCUACAAAGGAUAAAAUUAUCGGGUGAUUGUAUCAAUGUGAAUGAAGUUGUAACUGGUGUUGUGGUUGCCGUAUUAGGUUCUGAAGAUGAAGACGGAGUUUUCUCAGUGAUUGAUGUAUGUUGGCCUGGUUGCAUGCUACAGAAACCAUUACCUAAACUAGAAAAUGAUAGUUAUUUGGUGCUAAUGUCCGGUCUGAACUUAGCAUUGCAAUCAACAGAGCAUUUGUUUGCUUUAAACCUGUUUCUAGAAUGGAUAUCAGGGUUUUGUGGAACAUCUAAUUAUCAAGAAGAGAUUUCCAAAGUGGUCAGAGUUAUAAUAGCAGGAGGUAUAUUCUCAAGUCAUUCUGAUGAAAGAACUCUGAAUGAAUCAGAUGUGAUUGCAGCUGCCCCCCAUGUAGACUCAAUUUGUGCAGCACUGAGUUCUGUUACACCUCUUGACCUCAUGCCUGGAUGUAAAGACCCUACUGGUAUCAUGUUACCACAGAAACCAUUUCAUUAUUGUUUAUUUCCAAAAGCAGUGGAAUAUAAUACAUUCAAUAGAGUUUCUAAUCCAUAUGAGUGUGAUAUUGGAGGGCUAACAUGUCUCGGCACCGCCGGGGAACCUAUUAAAGACAUAAUGAGAUACAGCAAGUUAGAGGAUUGUCUAGAAAUCAUGAAAAAAACCCUACUGUGGAGGCAUAUAGCACCUACAUGCCCUGACACAGUCCCAUGCGCUCCUUGCUUAGAUACAGACCCAUUUACAAUGUAUAAUUGUCCAGCUAUUUAUUUUUCUGGUAAUGGAAAAGAAUUUGCUACUGACCUUUUUAUUGGUGCAGAGGGACAAAAGGUUAGAUUAGUAAGUGUUCCUGACUUCUGUGAAACCAGGACUGUCGCUUUAGUUAAUUUGAGAAAUUUGGAAUGUUAUAGUAUGGUUUUUACAUAGUAUAUUAGUUUUUGAGUAAA
This is a messenger RNA of Leptidea sinapis, 1720 nucleotides long. It is a transcript of the gene PolD2, whose product is annotated as DNA polymerase delta subunit 2. NCBI's taxonomy places the organism in Eukaryota, Metazoa, Arthropoda, Insecta, Lepidoptera, Pieridae. Gene Ontology annotation, molecular function: DNA binding. The transcript has 8 exons. The record is from RefSeq and is a predicted model, not a curated record. Gene Ontology annotation, biological process: DNA strand elongation involved in DNA replication; DNA replication. Gene Ontology annotation, cellular component: delta DNA polymerase complex. Bases 369 to 1700 code for a protein of 443 amino acids.